Molecule: messenger RNA, 1335 nt
Organism: Metarhizium acridum CQMa 102
Lineage: Eukaryota; Fungi; Ascomycota; Sordariomycetes; Hypocreales; Clavicipitaceae
Source: RefSeq, a predicted model, not a curated record
AUGUGCCUGAAGCGGCACCUGGGUCAACUGGCUGGGUCAAUUGAACGGCCGUCCGUCUGGUGCCCGGGCCAAUCACAUUCAUCCCCUGUCACGCGCGCCCAACACCGCAAUGGCCGGCGACUUCAUCGCGGGUCCUUCUAUCCCCAGCCUCAUUCCCAUCCCAUUCCCAUUCUCAUCCUUGCCCGUGCGAGAGCACAUGUCGCUCAUUUACUCAUUCAGUCAUUGACCUAUUCAUCCACCCCUCUUCCACUGGGCAGCGCCAGCCGCGCAGGCUCUCUGCCAAAGCACCCUCUCUCGUUUCCGCUUGGCCUCGUAUCCUCACCGCAUGUCGUUCGCCGCGCGCCAGUCCCCGACCCCCAGAUUGAUCGCAUGCGCAUUCCUUUCCUAGCUGCGACGGGCUUGUCGCUGUCGCUGCCUCGCCUUGGCGCCCCCUCCAUCUCCGAUUCCGACUGCGACUCCGCCUGCGUCACCCCGAAACGAGAAGACAUUUCCACCAUCUGGGCUACGCCUCACGAUAGCUACUCGUCGUCAAUUGGCGUGCCCGGUUGCAAGAUCAACACAAAUCGCGUGGCAUACUGGCCGCAGUCAGUCGACUGCGACAAUAUAUGUGUCUCGCUCGAGUACGAGGAUCGUCAAGUCUACCUCCUCCGAAUCGACCAAUCCACCGGCGCCCACGAUGUCAGCUACGAUGCGUGGAAUUACCUCUACACGGGCAAGUCUGCCACGGAGAAGCCAACCUCGGGCGGCCCCGUUGCCAUGCAGUACCGUAAUGUCGAUGCGUCAAAGUGCAAAUCCCUCAUUCACACAAAGGACAACAAAUUGCCCCUGAGCGCAGCCAACAGCAUGAACUUUCUCGCGGGCUGUCUGGCGCAAUCCGACAGCUGGGUAGCAAACAACUACAUGGCACUCAACAUUGUUGACUCUAUAUGUACUCUUGGCGUGGACGAGCUGUGCAAAUUAAACUGGCCAGAUGCCAAUCAGCCGUCUUGUCCACAUGUCUUGGGUGGACAGGUUUCCCUCAAAGACGCCCCCGUUUAUAAUAUUCAAUACCCAUCGGGCAAGAAGGUUCUGGCUUCAUCCGGACUCCCCAGCGCUGGCGGCGGUGGAGGUAGCAGCAGCGAUGAGGAUAAUGCUGCUGGACGUUCCCGACGCUCUUGGGCCUUGCUCGUCUGCCACGCCUUGUUUGCGGGACUGGACAAUGUGCGGCCAGAAUGGCUUCGGCCGGCGGCUGUAGUUCCCAAUGCAAGUCGAAACUACGGGCAGUGCCGUCGAGACGGCGGCCGCGGUCUCCCAGCCGCGGCCACAUCCGAAUUCGAUUACGUACCCGAAUCAUGA